UACACGUGCACGAUAUAAAUUCUCUUCAAAAUGGGUAAAAAGGACAAAAACAAGAAAAAGGGGAAAGGCGCUGAAAAAACAGCAAUGAAAACUGAUAAAAAGCUUGCAGCGAAGCAAAAGAAAAUGCUGGAAAAGCUUGGAGAGGCUGACAUUGCUGAUAUUGUGCGAAAAUUGGAGGAUGAAGAGGCCAGAAGAACUGCGAUAUUGGAAGAGGUGUGUCAACCGCCGAGCCCGCGCUCUAGUUUCACAUUAGUGUCACAUCCAGAGAAAGACGAACUCAUUAUGUUUGGUGGCGAAUUUUAUAAUGGUUCCAAAGUUUGCGUCUACAACGAUUUAUAUUUCUACAACAUUAGCCGCAACGAAUGGAAGCAAUUGCGUUCCCCUUCAGGACCAACUCCAAGGAGUGGCCAUCAAAUGGUAACUGUUGCCACCGAUGGAGGUCAAUUGUGGCUCUAUGGCGGUGAACAUGCAAGUCCUUCACAGCUACAGUUCUACCACUACAAAGACCUCUGGAUGAUGAGUUUGAAGACAAGAAAGUGGGAAAAAGUUCCUGCACCUAAUGGGCCAAGUGCGAGAAGCGGCCACCGCAUGGUGGCUUCUAAGAAGCGGCUUUUUGUGUUUGGUGGCUUCCACGACAACAAUCACACCUACAAUUAUUUCAACGACGUGCAUGUGUUUUCAUUAGAAAGCUAUUCAUGGGUAAAGAUCGAGGUUGGUGGUGCAAUUGUACCCUCAGUGCGCUCGGGAUGUUGUAUUGCUGCAGCACCAGAUGGCAAAAUCCUAAUUUGGGGUGGCUACUCCAAAGCUAGCAUGAAAAAGGAUAUAGACCGGGGCGUCACUCAUACGGACAUGUUUGCACUCACACCAGAUAAAAGUUGUGCUGAUAAGUACAAAUGGAGCUCGGUAAAACCAAGUGGCUACAAACCAAAGCCUCGAAGCAGCGUGGGAUGCGCUACUGCGCCGAAUGGGAAGGCAUAUUGCUUUGGAGGUGUAAUGGAUGUAAACGAGGACGACGAAGACGUGCAAGGACAAUUUGGCGACGACUUGCUCGCACUGGAUUUAACAGCACAAUCUUGGCGCUUGCUUGAAAUAGGGCAGAAGUCUAGUGCCAGUACCAAAAUGGCAGAAAACCAAUCAAUCAUUAGUCCGGAAAAGGUCGAAUCAACAGUUACUACUGAUGGUAUUUUCACAAUGACUGUUGGAGGGUCAAGUAGUAGCACGCCCUCUGUAUCCACUAUGCCAAGUCUAUUUCCUAACCGUCGCCCCACUAAUGUCCCAUCUCCUCGCAUGAGCCCGGGCUUAUGCGUUUGCAAAGGCGUUUUGUAUUUAUUUGGAGGAUUGCAUGAAGAAGAUGAUAAGCAGAUUACUCUCAACGAUUUCUACACAUUGGAUCUGCACAAGUUGGACGAGUGGAAGGUUCUCAUUGCAAACCAACAAAAUACUCACGAUUGGGUCGAUAGUGAGAGCAGUAGCUCUGACGAGGAGUACAGCAGCAUAGACGAAGAUAGUUCCAAUGAUUCCGAAAUGGAUACCGACUAAUUACAUCUUUAAGGUGACAAUUCAAGUUUUUACAAUAUAUUUUCAAAAUACAACAGCGCGUUUACAUAGAAACCCAUGAAUAAUAAAAAUAUUGAAAUGCCUAGUCUUUUGAAAAAAAAUA
Scaptodrosophila lebanonensis is the source of this 1660-nucleotide messenger RNA. RefSeq names its product kelch domain-containing protein 4. Lineage: Eukaryota; Metazoa; Arthropoda; Insecta; Diptera; Drosophilidae. The record is from RefSeq and is a predicted model, not a curated record. The transcript has 4 exons. Bases 31 to 1539 code for a protein of 502 amino acids. Gene Ontology annotation, molecular function: protein binding.